Messenger RNA from Aspergillus thermomutatus, 351 nucleotides. RefSeq lists its product as uncharacterized. NCBI's taxonomy places the organism in Eukaryota, Fungi, Ascomycota, Eurotiomycetes, Eurotiales, Aspergillaceae. The record is from RefSeq and is a predicted model, not a curated record. The transcript has a single exon. Bases 1 to 351 code for a protein of 116 amino acids.
AUGGGUGACCACCAACUGAGCAGCAACUUCGGCUACAUCGACGAUACGACGAUGGUGGUAGAAGGAGAUUCUGCGGAAGAGAACUGCACACGCCUCGCGGCUGCGUUCAAAGACACCUGCGAUCCAUGGGCGAGGACUCACGCAUCUGUGUUCGCGCCAGAGAGGUUCGCCUUGGUCCACUUCCAACCCCCUGGGAAGAAAUCAUCCGAGCCGUCCCCUGCCGACCCCCAGGACGCCCAUCGAAGAUCCGUGGACCGCAGGCACGGAAGGAUCGUCCGGCUGGAGAGGUCUUCAAAGCUACUUGGCGUCAUCCUCGACCAUGACCUAUCCUUUGAAGAGCAUAUGGCCUAA